AUGUUCACGACUGUGAGCGCGUGUUAUGACGCUACCUGUGUCAUACUGGUUGACAUACCCAAUUCCAUCGAAGAUGCUCAGGCAAGCGCUUUACGAAUCAAAUCAAGUCCGCCUCCUUUCCAGCCUUACUCAAGCACGGAUCCGAAAGGAGAAAAACUUGCAAAACAUCUGAGUGGAAUUGAUCCCGAUCGGCUCGCCCGAAAACGUCUCCGGGAAGCAGAACUCGUAUCCGCGUUGGCGGUGUGCAGGGCGCGAUUUGGCGGCUAUGGAAUCCCUUGGUGUCUGCCGCGAAACGUGAGCGAGCCCGGAAAAAGGUAUGAUGACUAUGAUGGCAGCAUCAAGGAUGGCCGUAAGGACCAGGCGUUGCGAGUUCCAUUGAUUCUGUCACCCCUCGACGGCGCAAACCGAUUCGAAAAGCAGUCCGAGAUCCAGGAUAUUCUUGUGGUGAAUCCUUCGCCAUCUCAGACACGACUUGAGGUAGGACAAAGCAAAUACUUCAUCCCACCACAGACUGCAUUCGUGAUGUCUUCAGUCAAACAUGGCAUGUACGCGUUCAACGCGCUUGGGAAGAGCUUUGACCUUGUGGUCCUGGACCCUCCAUGGUCAAAUCGCAGCGUGCGCAGGUCUACCGCGUAUAGGACGCACGAGAAUCAGGCUGAGGAUCCUUUUAUCCAAACACUGCCGAUCCUGAAGUCGCAUUUGAAUGCAGAUGGUCUGGUCGCAGUUUGGGUAACGAACAAAGACGCGGUGCAAACAUCUGUGGUUGAGGCACUACUCAGUCUAGACCUCCACCUGAAAGCCGAGUGGACCUGGCUGAAAAUCACGGCUGAGGGUCAGCCGGUGACAAGCAUCCACGGUGUUUGGAGACAACCGUACGAGACCCUCCUGGUUUUCGCUUCAGCUGCAUCGUGCAAAAAUAUUCCGAGAAAAAUCCUACUCGCUGUACCGGACGUGCAUUCUCGGAAGCCAUCGCUGAAGCGGCUGUUUGAGCAGCUUCUUCCUCUCCGCUACGAGGCUCUAGAGCUGUUCGCUCGAAGUCUGACAGCUGGGUGGUGGUCCUGGGGCGAUCAAGUACUCAAGUUUCAAGACGUUGAUCAAUGGGCCGAAUAA
Molecule: messenger RNA, 1110 nt
Organism: Cyphellophora europaea CBS 101466
Lineage: Eukaryota; Fungi; Ascomycota; Eurotiomycetes; Chaetothyriales; Cyphellophoraceae
Exons: 1
Coding region: 1-1110 (369 amino acids)
Cellular component (GO): RNA N6-methyladenosine methyltransferase complex; nucleus
Molecular function (GO): methyltransferase activity; nucleic acid binding
Source: RefSeq, a predicted model, not a curated record